GUCUCUCUCUCUCUCUCCAAAAAAAAGGAGGUCUCGAUUUACCUGCUCUGACCCUCCAAAGCCCAACGCCAGAGCCGUCCGCCCGUGGUAGGACAAAGGAGAUGUCGUCGGCGGCGCAGCAGCUGCCGCGGACGGAGUCGCGGACGCUGUCGGGGCACGAGGGCGCGGUGCUCGCCGUUCGCUUCAACCACGAUGGCAAGUACUGCCUGAGCUGCGGCAAGGACCGCACCGUCCGCCUCUGGAACCCCCACACCGGCGCCCACGUCAAGACCUAUAAAUCCCACGGUCGCGAGGUUCGCGACGUGAACGCGUCCUCGGACAACGCCAAGCUGGUGUCGUGCGGCGGGGACAAGCAGAUCUUCUACUGGGAUGUUGCCUCCGGCAAAGUCAUCCGCAAGUUCCGCGGCCACAACAGCGAGGUCAAUUCAGUGAAGUUUAAUGAGCACAACACUGUUGUACUGUCAGCUGGUUAUGACCGUUCGGUGCGUGCAUUUGACUGCAGGUCACAGAGCAGUGAUCCGAUUCAGACAAUUGAUACUUUUCAAGACAGUGUAAUGUCAGUUAAUGUAACCAACACCGAAAUAAUUGCUGGCAGUGUUGAUGGUACUGUCCGAACAUUUGAUAUUCGCAUGGGCAGGGAGACUGUCGAUAACCUGGGUCAUCCUGUCAACUGUAUAUCUUUGUCGAAUGACCGCAAUUGCCUCUUGGCUAACUGUUUGGAUUCUACCGUGAGGCUUCUUGACAAGAACUCUGGGGAAAUGUUACAAGAGUACAAGGGCCAUAUAUGCAAGUCCUUCAAGAUGGAUUGCUGCCUGACCAAUGAUGAUGCAUUUGUUAUCGGCGGAUCCGAGGACGGGUUUGUUUUCUUCUGGGAGUUAGUGGAUGCACCUAUUGUUGCGACUUUCCGAGCACAUAGCUCUGUGGUUACCAGCGUCACUUAUCACCCAACAAAGACCUGCAUGUUGACGUCAUCUGUCGAUGGGACCAUUCGUGUUUGGACCUGAAGAUAGAAAUUGCUGAUGUGUGUUAUCUCUACUGAUGCGCCUAUGACAGUGUUCUUCGUAUCAUCCAUCUACGUAUGUAGUUUCAAGGACUCAGAAGCAUAAUGUGUACUACUCCAUGUGACAUGCUGACAUGAGAACAGACUCAAGGAUUCAGAUGCGCAAUCCCUUUUUGAGAAACGUUGUUGCUACUAUGUUGUACUGACUCCAUGGAUAUGUAGUGUAUAUAUAUAUAUAUAUAUAUAUAGUAGGUUGCCUCGUGAAA
Triticum dicoccoides is the source of this 1266-nucleotide messenger RNA. RefSeq names its product Transducin/WD40 repeat-like superfamily protein. The coding region runs from base 102 to 1004 and encodes 300 amino acids. Gene Ontology annotation, cellular component: catalytic step 2 spliceosome. Gene Ontology annotation, molecular function: protein binding. Gene Ontology annotation, biological process: mRNA splicing, via spliceosome. Lineage: Eukaryota; Viridiplantae; Streptophyta; Magnoliopsida; Poales; Poaceae. The record is from RefSeq and is a predicted model, not a curated record. The transcript is spliced from 8 exons.